AAAACCGGAAGUUUGGAAAAACAGAAAAGAGGCCUCAGAGCGUUCAUAUAAAGCUUGCGAAGUGUAAAGAAACUCGAAAAUGAAGAAUGAAAAGACGGAGAGGCUAACUGUAGCACACCAAGUAGCCUAACUAGCUUCUCCACCGCGGUCAGAAGGAGCACGGUCUCCGCUGUUGUUAUCGCGGGGCCUGGAGCAGAGUUAAUAGGUUGAACGGUUACAGAGAGGCCGGGGUGAGCGUAUCGACUCACUUUGACUAAAUAUGGAGUUCACGUAAUUAUCAGCCUCACGACUUAAUCCGAACGUAAGGCCGAACCGACCCUAUAACUCCGGGAUCCGUACAAGUGACGACCCUUUGGUCAUGUGAUCAAACUGGUCAGUCUGACGUCAUCACAUGGACUAAAUAAGAUCCAGACUCAGAGUGUGUAUCUGUGAAACGAGGGAGGCGGCAGAGGGAAGAGAAAAAUGGGAAAGACGGGGGAGAGAGGAGAGAGACUAUGAGCAGAGUGUAGCCCCGCCCACUCCUGAGCCCCACCGGUGACCCAGAACAACAGCAGCAGAUGAUGAGAUAUGGAUCAGACGAAUGACGACGUUUAAAGAUUCAGCUGAAGGCCACACAGUGCUGCAGUGGUUGGUGGCGUUGCCUCACAGCAGAUUUUUGGAGUGUGUUUCUGUGGAGGCUGCAGAGCGAGGCGGACCGGCAGGCUGCCCUACGAACACAGUAAAUCCACAGAGACAGCAGGGAUGAUGGGAGCGGGAGGAAAAAAAGGGACAAAAACACAGCCAUUCCAGAAGAGAAAAGACGACUUGGACCCAGAAUUCAGCCAAUGAGAUGAAACGGGAACAUCAUCACCAUCUUCAUCUUCAUCAUCAUCAUCAGCAGCAGCAGCAGCAUCUCUCUGACUCCACUCUGCUCUGACUGUGGCGUCAUCAUGACUGCUGCUGCUGGAGGCUGGAUGUUGGACGCUGCCUGGUGGAUGUGUAGGAUGCGGAGCUGAGGCGGAGGAUCAGUGGGACCUGGAGAUGAGGCUGCGUCUGUAAAUAACAGGGCACUGUGCUGCAGAGAAACGGGUCCGACCCAAGAGCAUCGGACCCACGAUGGAUUAUUCAUGUGACGGAGUGGAUAAAGGACCGACACUUCAGAUGCACAGCCUCAGAGAGUACGAGCAGCACCUGAACGACCUGAAGAAGGAGAACUUCAGCCUGAAGCUCAGGAUCUACUUCCUGGAGGAGAAGAUCCAGCAGAAGUUUGAGGAGAGCAGCGAUGACGUGCACAAGCGGAACAUUGAACUGAAGGUGGCAGUGGAGAGUUUGAAGCAGGAGCUGGAGGACAAACAGCAGCUCCUGGACAAAGCUGUGCUAACAGCAGACAGCUUGACCAAUCAGAAUGAAGCAGAGCUGCAGCGCCACCUGGCGGAGCGACAGGUGGAGAUCAGCCACAUGCAGGAAAUCCUGGAGAGCAAAGUUCAGCGGCUACAGCAGGAGGCGGAGUUAGCACGAGGAGAGGCCGAACGCCUGGCCUCUGUGGCCGACUCUGAGGCCCAGCGGUGCCUGGCUCUGGAGAGAGAGAUGGUGGAGAGGCUGGAGGAGGGUGGAGACUCAGCUGGACUCUUUACCCAGCAUGCAUUGGCUGAGAAAGACCGACUGAUUGAAGAAUUGAAAAAGGAGAAACAUUCUCUGGGUCUCAGAGUUGUGGAGCUCCAGACCAGAGUUUCUUCUCCAAAGAACAGAGGAAACUUGAAGAGUCAGGAUGAAGAUGGAGAUGAAGACACACUGAGGCAGCUGGGUCACUAUGAGAGCGCGGUGGGUCAGUGUGUCAGUGAGCUGCUCCAGGCCCAGCAGCAGGUCAGCUCUCUGCAGGCCAAGAUCAGAGAGAGUGAGGCCAGGAACCAGAAGCUGCAGGAGCGCCUCUGUGGGAUGGAGCUGGAACUGCACUCAGCCCAAGAAGAAGCUCAACAGCAGGAAAGAAACAUCCAGAACAUCAGUGAUGUUGUCAGCUCAAAGGAGGCAGAGGCCUCAGAGCUCUACAGAGUAAUAGAGGAGCAGAACAAGAUGCUUUGUUCUCUCAAAAACCUUUCAAAUCGCCAGCAUCUCCAGCAGCAGCCCCCAGGACCAGAAGGUGUCCACGGUCAUAGAGAAGUUCUGACUCUGCAGGCCUCUCUCUUCCAAGCUCAGCUGGAGCUCCAGGCUGGUGAGCGGCUGCAGCAACAGGCCGCCAGGAUGCAGGAAGACCUGAGCCGGGCUCUGCAGAGGCUGGAGGAUGACCUGCAGGGAGCGCUGCAGCACAGGCGGGACACAGAUAAGCACAAUCAGGAGCUGCAGAUGGCUCUGGAGAAGACUCGGAAAUCCCUGCAGGAGAAGGAGGCGCAGCUGAGGGAGAGUGAGUGGCAGAUACAGAGGGAGAGAGAGGAGAGGGAAAAGAGCAUCAGAGAGCUGAGGACAUCUCUGCAGACCAAAGAGCAGCUGCUGGAGGACUACUGUGAUCUUCUGGAGGAGCAUCAGACUGAGAAGAGAGACUCUCUACUUCAGAAACUGCACCAGCGAAUCAGAGACAGAGACCGAGCUCUGGAGAGAGCUGUGGACGAGAAGUUCCACUGUGUGGAGGAGAGAGAGGAAGAGGCUCGACGGCUUCAGCUGCUGCUCAGAGAGAAGGAGAGAGACCUGGAGAGGCAGCGCUGUGUGCUCCUCAACAACGAGGAGACCAUCAUUAGUCUGGAGGUUCUGGUUCGUGGUAAAGCUGUGGAGCUGGAGCAGGUGAGCGAAGCCUGGAGGAACCUUCAGCGCCAGCAGGUGGACAGAGAAGAGAAGCAGAGAGACUCUCUCAGAGAGAGGGACACUAUCAUCAGCCAGCUGCAGGGAGCGCUACAUACUCGCACACAGGAGACUCAGGAUCUACGCUGUUCUCUGCUCGCUCAGAUCCACGCUGCUCCCACUGAGGUCCUGGAGGAGCUGAAGGUCCGUCUCCAGCUCAAAGACCGUCUCUUCCAGGAGGUUCUAGCUGACCGGACUCGUCAGGCCCAGCAGCACCAGCAGGAGGUGCAGAGUCUGAUGAUGACCAUCAGCUCCAGGGACCAGUACAUUCAGGACUGUGGGAGACGACUGGGGGAGGUGAUGAACGAGCAGACGUCCAGGCUGCAGGAGCUCCGCAGACAGCUGAGCUCAGGUUUGGGCUCCAAGCCCGACUGUGGUACCGACUCGGUUCUGGAACUCCAGGCCCUGGAGGAGGAGCUGUGUUUGGCUCUGAGGAGGGAGAAGGAAAACCAGGAGCUGAGCAGGAGUCAAGCUGCAACUCUGGACUCCUUCAGCCGCACACUGCAAGUGAAGGAGCAGAUCAUCAGGGACCUUCAGAGUCAGAUGGUGGAUCCUUCAGACCUCCCUCUGGUAGAGAGGCUGACCCAGGAGCUUCAGACGCUGAGGGAGAACCUGGUGGAGCCUGACGUAGACCUCCCAGCAGGAGGUCCUGACCUCCGAGGUCAUAACAGGCCCGGGGGCAGACAGCCUGAGUUUGGAGGUUCAGAGGAUGAAGAGGAUGAUCAACUGAACAGUGAUGAAGGUCAAAGAAAGGUCAAGUCUCUGAGCAACCCCCAGGGCUGCGGAGCUCCAGAGACGGCUCCACUGAAUGAUCUACUCUUAAAAGGUCAAAGUCUGUUGGAGGUACAACAACUGGUGGAGCAGAAGAGGGCGGUGGAGAGGGAGCUGGUGGAGCUGAAGGCUCAGCUGGAGAAGACAGGAUUCUCUUCACUUUCACAGAUCAGGAGAGCUCUGUUCAGCCUCCAAACAGAGAACGAUGAUUUGAAACGUCAGCUGACCGAAGGCCGACAUGUGGAGCAAAAAAACUAUAACGCCCAACAGGCUGUAGAAGAAGUUGAAGCAGAAGAGGAGGAGCUGGAUGUGACCAUCGAAGGUGUGGAGGUGGAGGAGGAGUUGUGGGAGACCUGGGACAGCGAACUGCCUCCCCCUCACGCCAACAUCCAGAGUGAGGAGAAAGGUGGGAGCCAGACCUCCACCCAUGAGUCAGAGCUCAGACUCACCAACUCCUCACAGGCUAAGGAGCCACGGCCCAGCAUGCAACAGGCCGCUGCUUGUCAUGACAGUCUGCAGCAGAAGAGCAGAGAGCUGAAGGAGAGGCUCAUGGUCUCUGAGGCCACGGUGCAGGUUCAGGCGGAGCAGCUCAAAGACUACAGGCAGCUGCUGAACGCUGCAGCAGCGGAGGGAGCAGUGCAGCAGGACAGUAAACUGGUCCAGGUCGACCUGCAGGACCUGGGCUACGAGACCUGUGGUCGCAGCGAGAACGAGGCAGAGAGAGAAGACACUAGCAGCCCAGAGUUUGACGAUCUGGAGAUGUGCACGUCUCUGGACUGUGGCUCUCAGUGGUGGCCUUCCAGCACCAGCACCUCCACCUUCACCAAAGCCACCAACAAGAGUUCCUCUUCUGGAGAUGAGGUGUCCUCUCUGCAGCGACUGGUGGAGGACCUGCGCUCACAGUUGUCCCGUUCUCAGGGCGUGAUCCGAGGCCUCCACAGUCGCCUGCGCUCGCUCUCCACCUCCAAUCACUGUGAGAACUCCACCCCUCGUAAAGUCAACUGGAGCUUCCAGGCUUCACCCUCACAGAGCGGCACAGAAGACGACGAGGGAUGGCAGUCUUCUGACGGAGGUCCGCUGCCCUCUCCUGGUCACUCUCACUCAGACAAAGGUCUUCAGGAGCUGGUGUCCAGAAUAGACGCUCUGGAGAACCAGCUGAGGAAAGGAGGCAAGAAGUGUGUGGAGCAGGAAGAGGCGCCUGUCGGACAGCCAAGUAAACUGGACUCUCUGAUCCAGGCUCAGGCCAGAGAACUGUCUCACCUGCGUCAGCGUCUCAGAGAAGGUCGUAGCGUCUGUAACAUCCUCACCCAGCACCUGGGAGACACCACCAAGGCCUUCGAGGAGCUGCUGCGGGCCAACGACAUCGACUACUACAUGGGCCAGAGCUUCAGGGAUCAGUUGGCCCAGAGCAGCUCUCUGGCUCAGCGGGUCGGCGCCAAGAUCAGUGGACGAGAUCAUGCUGAAGACCCAGAGGAGAAGACGGAGCUGCUGGCCAUCAGACUCAGUAAAGAGCUGCAGCAGAAGGACAAAGUCAUCGAGUCUCUCCGAGCCAAGUUAAACCAGCAACACCACCAUCUUCAUGAUCAAGGUUCUUCUCAUCGUUCUGACACGCCCUGCAGCAGCCACGCCCUCUCUGAUGCCACCGACCAAUCAGAUCGCAUCUCCUACAUCUCUGAUGAGCGUGGAUCCACAAACGAGGACCUGGAGCUUUGCUCCGAGCUGGAUGCUGCCAACGAGAUCAGUCCAGAGGACACGCCUGGGUCUAGUCGGGUCAGCACAGACUGCCACUCUCACAGCAGCACCGUAUCCCAUCAUCCAUCUGUUCCUCCAUCCAUCGCCUCGUCCCACAGGACUCAGUCCUGCCUCAGCUGUCCCAGCAUGCAUUGCACCAGCUCACCACACCGACCCGUGGACAUACAGAGUAUGACAGCUCCAGCUUCAGUCUUCACUGCUGCUCCCUCGUACCCGCCCCCGUCCUCCUCUGCCCCAACUGCACCCUUGUCCUUCCACCCUCACCCCACUACCCAGAGAUCCCGUCACCAGUGCAGCAGUGGUGCUGGUAACUAUGGUAACAGUGGUGGUGGUGGAGCAGGCUGGUCAUUGGCCGACGUUCAUCAGGAGCUGCAGAUGUUACAGAAGCAGCUGGGAAACAGUGACAGGUUUUCCACCCCCCAGUCCAAACCUCUUCGUGGUUUCCCCUUCACCCCCCAGCAGUCCAACCCCUCAGCCUUCCUGCCCCUCUCCUUCCAUGGAUACCAGCCUUCUCCCUUCACCAGCAGCCUGGACGGCACCUUGGCCAUGAAGGCAGGUUCAAGUCUGCUGGAGAGCAGUGCACUCUGGGAUAUGGCUUAUGAUCCACGGUCAGGGAGACUAGGAGCCAACCUGUCGUCAGGAUCAUCAGGAUACCAGUCAGCAGUUAACCCCCCAGGUUCAGACCUGAUGCAGGAGCAUCUGAGGGAGGUGAGGGGUCUAAGGCAGAGGCUCGAGGACUCCAUUCAGACCAACGACCGCCUCCGUCAGAAGCUGGAGGACAGAUUGGCUCACACUCCCUCUGAGAAAGGUGCUCCAACCAACAUCUACAUCCAGGGCCUGGACUCAAUCGGACAGCUCUCCUCUGAGGUCAGACUUCUAAAGGAGGAGAACACCAGACUGCAGCAGACCACUGCAGAGGGCAAUAAAGAGGUGGCGCAGCUGAGGGAAACUGCUCUCCAGGAGCGUGCAAAGUUAAAGAAGGCGGAGCUCGAACUGGAGAAGUGGUCUGAGCAAAGCAGGAAGCUGCAAGCUGAGGCUGAAAGUCACAACCAGGAGGUUUUGCAGCUGAAACAGGAGAAACAGAGGAGCCAGGACACCAUCAACAGACUCCAUCAUGAGGUGAGCGUCCUGCAGCAGCAGCUGGGUGAGAGCCGCAGCCUGGUCCAGACCCUCCAGGCUGAGCUGCUGGUCUACAGCAGAGGACGUCGACAAGUGGGUGGAGCCAGUGACAACGUCCAUACAGGCAACAGCACCAACCUCUGCUUUGACCCCAGGGAACUGCACGUCCAGCUGGAGCAGCAGCUAAGUGGUCAACCUGGAGCCAAGAGGGCGCUCUUCAACGACAACGUUCCUUCCCCACCUGUCAGAGACACUGGACUGACUGGUCUUUCAUCUCCUACACACACGGUCCACAGGGGGGCAGAAGAGAUCAAACGAUCUGAAUCUUCCUCAGACCUCAGUCACGUUGUGGGCCAUGUUGAUGACUUCAGCGCCCUGCAGCAGCAGAUCCUGGAGGGCAGAGCUUUACUCUGUAAGAUGGAGGCAGCUCUACAUGUUCUGAGUGUCCCAACGCUGCAGGAGCUCAGCCUCCAUCAGCCUUCCUGUACCUCAGUCUCAGACACAGCUGCAGUGACGACGCUGCUGUCAGACACUAAAACUCUGAGGCAGAUCCUGGAGGAGGCUGCUUCUCUGCUCAGGAGGUUCUGCACCACCAAUCUGCCUAAAGGAACGGGAACCAAAGAGGAGGACAGUCUGAAGGAGGAGCUGUCUUCUCUGCGUCUGAAGCUCUCGGAGCAGGAGCAGGUUCUCAAGGACACCGUGGAGAGACUGCAGAGCUCCAACCGCACCAAAGACAGCAUGGAGCACUUCAUCAUCAGCCAACUGUCACGAACACGGGACGUCUUGAGAAAAGCCAAGACAAACCUGCAGUCUCCUCAGGAGAACAAGUGUAGAAUUUCCUCCCUCCAUCAAGCCUCCUUCUCCACCCCUUCUCCCUCCUCUUCCUCUUUUUUUUCCUCUCCAUCCUCCUCCUCCUCUUCCUCACCCCUGUGGCCUGUUAAAGGUUCAAACACCGGAGGCUUCUGUCGGCUUAGCUUCUCUCCUGGUCGGAGUGUCAUGACCAAGGAGCCUCAGACCUCCACCUUCCUUCUCCCCUCUCCCUCCUCUGCUGUCCAGGCACCUGUCCACAUCCAACGCCCCCUGCAGGCAGCCGUUCUGUAGUGCACCAGCAGAGAAUUCAUCUCCAUUAGAUCAAACUGAAAUUGCUGGACUCCACCUUCGUCCUCCACCUUCGUCCUCCAUCCUUGUCUUCCAUUAGGGUUUGGUGACAGCAGCAGGAACAGGGAGCAGAAACCAAAAAUUUAAAAGUGCUUCCAUCUCCUCAGCUGGGGCUGAAGUGUGUGUUUUUAGCCUUGGUAGUGAGUGUGUGUGUGUGUGUGUAGUACUGCUGAAGUUGCAUGUGUUUGAGGUGUUGUUGGAACAGAAGCCAUACUGUGUGAUGGUGCAGCAGCUCCUGUGUCAGUCCAGGAUCUCCGUCCGUCAACAGAAACUACUGAAAACUGAGAAUUUACCGAGGAAACAAAACUUCCAGUGACAGACAGUAAAAAAUAAAACACUGACAAGAGGUUUUAGUCUAAUGCAGGGGUCUUCAAUACGGGGUCUGCCACCCAAAGAGGGUCCACAAGGGACUGAAAAGGGGUCAGAUUUUUAAAAAAUAUUUGAUUUGUAUUAUUUGAACCAUAUAUACCGUAUAUAUGUGUGUGUAUAUUUAUACAUAUAUAUGUGUGUAUAUAUAUAUAUGUGGUAGGGGGUUUCUGCUCUGUCUCUUCAUCAGUCUUGGGGUCUUUGGACUCAAAAACCUUGAAGACCCCUGCACUCCUGUACAGUAAAUUUGCUGUAUUUUUUCUCAAGGGUCCAACCUAGUUUUAAAAAAAAUGCUGCUUAGCAGUACGUGUGAUGCCUUCACUGACCUGCUGGACAAUCUGUAAAACAGGAAACAAUCAGUUAUUCUCAAAUCCGUGGUCCAAAAGAGGGAUGGAAAAUGGAAUAGUUUUAUUGUAUGUUUCUAUUCUUUUGAUAACCCCCCUCUCUAAAGCUGUGCAGCUAUUUAAAACUAUUCAUUCAUUGAUUUAAACAAAAAACCUUAAAUUGACAUUUUAAUAAUUUUAUUCUUACAAACUUCCACCAAAUGCUGUCACUGUUGUUGUUUUUUUCAUCCAGUUUUUUUGUCCCAUGCUUGAUUUCUAUGUCGUCUUUCUUUAUUUAAUCUCGUGCAUGAACUCUGGUGUCUUUUUAUUCUACUGAAAAUAUGCAACUGUUGAAGGGUUCCAGUGCAAUAGGCAGGUGUGUGUGUUGUUGUUCUAGUCCUGGAUGGUGCUCCGAGGCUCAGCUGAAUCCAACAGAAUGACUUUUAUAUAAAUCUGUGUUCAGUGUAUUCAUCAGUCAACACUGACGCAGGUGAUGAAGACAAUCACGGCUGUGGUCUGUACAACAGGAACAGGAACCAAUAAAAACACUGUAGAUUUUGUCUGCUGAGCAAUACCAUCAACCAAAGUGUCCGACGUUCAGAAAAUAUAUUUGCUUUAACUUGCUGUCUUUAUUAUUAUAUUUAUGGCUAAAGGAGUUGCUGCUGUUGUGUAAAUAUCAACAGUGUGUGUGUGUGUGUGUUUUAAUGAAAUUUCUUUUUUCUGUUGCUGCUGAAACAUAAAUGUGUUUAGAUGUAAAGAUCAGGUGUAUUUUUGGCAGUUUCUCUUUUAUUAAAGCAAUGUUUUAGAUUUAAAAAGGUGAAAAAAAACCCAACAUUUUCAAUAAAAAUUGAAAAAUCAAUCCAUCUCUGUUUGGA
Molecule: messenger RNA, 9172 nt
Organism: Cynoglossus semilaevis (tongue sole)
Lineage: Eukaryota; Metazoa; Chordata; Actinopteri; Pleuronectiformes; Cynoglossidae
Gene: pde4dip
Product: phosphodiesterase 4D interacting protein
Exons: 47
Coding region: 1096-7551 (2151 amino acids)
Biological process (GO): regulation of Golgi organization; positive regulation of microtubule nucleation; centrosome cycle
Cellular component (GO): Golgi apparatus; nucleus; centrosome
Molecular function (GO): molecular adaptor activity; zinc ion binding
Source: RefSeq, a predicted model, not a curated record